Messenger RNA from Meloidogyne enterolobii, 174 nucleotides. The record is from the annotation of a GenBank genome assembly. Lineage: Eukaryota; Metazoa; Nematoda; Chromadorea; Rhabditida; Meloidogynidae.
AUGCAGGAUCUAGCUAAAUGUAAAUCUAUAUUAGUAAAGGACCUGAGAUGCGAGAAGGAUACCCUCGUUGAUUAUUAUAAAAAUCUAUCAGAUUCUUGCGAUGUAAUAUUAGAGGAUUGUUCAACCUCUCAUAUAGAUAGCUGUUUAUAUGAGAUGUGCGAAUGUUUCACGUAA